Messenger RNA from Adineta ricciae, 333 nucleotides. The record is from the annotation of a GenBank genome assembly. Lineage: Eukaryota; Metazoa; Rotifera; Eurotatoria; Adinetida; Adinetidae.
AUGGCUCAACAAUUGUUAGCUGAUGCUGUUCAAAGGAGAGUACUCCAGAUUCUUACGGAAGAUCAGCAGCCAUAUACUCGUGGACAUUUGAUCAUUAGACUUCAGGAAAACCGACCACCAAAUGAAGUAUGGCCCAGAGAGAUCCAAAACAUUGGCGAAAACGAUCUUGAUCAAUAUCUUGAACCUUUGCAGAAUCAAAUCGUUCGUUAUCGCAAUGAUGAGGAACGUCAACCUGGCAAUCCGUACUGGUAUGCUCUCCGUCAACCAAACGAACCGAAUGACACCUUCAAUCAACCUUACCGAAGGAAUGCUAACAAUCAAUUCUACAUUUGA